CACCACCUUGCUUGAAAAAAAAAACCAUAUAACGGAAUAUGUUUCUGUUACUAAGUUGCAACAAUGGAUGAACUCAUCCUAUGAAGAUUCAGUGUUUGCUUAUUUCUCUCUCUGUGUCUAAACUAUGGACUUCAACACACGUCUUGAUUAUACUUUGUUCCGACUCACUCCAACUAGAACCAGAUGUGAUCUGGUGAUUUUUGCUGGAAAAGAGAAUGAGAAAUUGGCAUCUGGUUUGUUAGAUCCCUUCAUUUCACAUCUCAAAGCUGUUAAAGAUCAGUUAUCAAAAGGUGGCUACUCUAUAACUCUUCGUCCAGUUGGCUCAACUCCUUCCUGGUUCACUAAAGGCACUCUGCAAAGGUUUGUGAGGUUUGUUAGCACACCAAAAGUUCUUGAGAGAUUCGUGACAGUCGAGAGAGAGAUUGAGCAGAUUGAAAAUUCAAUUCAAUCAAAUGAAGCAGCACAUGCUGCUGUGGUUACAGAGACAGAUGGAACCGAAUCAGUUAUUUCAGCGAAUUUCCAGAAAACUUUUUCUUCAUCAAAGUCAAAUGGUGAAUUCAAUGGGACUGGGGAUGCUGUUCAAGAAGAAAAUUCAAAGGUUCGACUUCAACGAGUUUUGGAAACUCGGAAGAAAGUACUAUCUAAAGAACAAGCAAUGGCUUAUGCUCGUGCCUUGGUUGCCGGUUAUGAACCCGAUAAUAUUGAUGAUCUCAUAUCUUUCGCGGAUGCUUUCGGUGCUUCACGAUUAAGGGAAGCCUGCAUAAAUUUCAUGGACUUAUGCAAGAGAAAGAAUGAAGAUAGGCUUUGGAUGGCUGAAUUAGAAGCAAUGCAAGCAAGUCCUAGACCAGACUUGUCUUACCUCGGAACAACCGGGAUUGUACUUGCUGGGGAAGAAAAUGAUCCGAAUGAAAAUCCGAUGAUGAAUUUCUCUAAUGCCAAGCAGAAUGGUUCAACCGAUGCAUCUGAUGCAGGGAGUGCGGAUAUUAACCCAGAUGGAAAAGCUCAAGUACAAAUGCAAUGGCCAUCCCAUGUUCCUCACUUCAUGCACAAUUUUCAGGGUCCUGGAUUUCAACAAAUGCCUCCAUAUCAAGGCUAUCAUUUUCCCGGUAUGCAUGCUCCGGCCCCAUUUUAUCCCGGGAAUAUGAAUUGGCCUCCGUAUGUAGAGGAUUCAAGUCUUUCUCGUGGUUGGGAACUGGAUGAUCAUAGAAGUCAUAGAUCAUCUUCCAGGAGCAAGAAGAAGUCUUCAAGUCGUAAGGUGGAUGAAACUUCGAAGCAAGAUGAAUCGACUGAGCCUAGUGAUUCAAGCUCUGAGGGUGAACCAGGACAGCAGGUUCGAAAGAAAAAGCACGGAAAGAAAGGCUCAAGAAAGGUAGUCAUCCGUAACAUUAAUUACAUUUCUUCCAAGAGGAAUGGGGAAAAGGACAGUGAUUCUGAAGAGGCUUCUGAUGAGGAUGAGUUCAUUGAUGGAGAUUCACACAAGCAGCAAGUAGAGGAGGCUGUUGGAUCAUUGAACAAACAACAUAAAUUGACCUCGCGACAUCAUAAGAAGCACGAGGAAAGCAAGCAUAGAGACACUGUUUCAUACGAUGACGAUGAACAUGAAACGAAGGUAGCCACUGCAAACAAUCCCUGGGAUGCUUUCCAAAACCUUCUCUUGCAGGAGAAGGAUUUGGAUUCUUCAGACCCUGCAAGGUUGCAAGAUGAAUACUUUGUAAACACGGGUUCCGAGCCAAACUCUGAGUCAGUAAGAAUUCAGCCUGUUGUGUCCGGUGAUCCUUUUCUAGGCGCAAAGAUGAAUAGAGGUAAUGAAGGUGAAACUCGAGGUGGAAACUACAGAACAAAUGAGUAUGAUGGACAGGUUUUUAAGAAAAGAGAAAGCACAAAUGAAGAGUUGUUAAUGCUACAAGGCAAUGAUUCUUGGAUCAGUUCUCGGAAUGGUAUCUCAGAUUUUACCACAGAAUCUACAAUGACCAAAAGUCGAAAAGAAGGAGACUGGUUUAUGAACAAUCAACUGGAUAAAUCAGUAAACCAGGAUGAGAUCAUAGGCAUCAAAAUGUUUGAUGGGGAUAAUUCGUCUUCGUUAGCUGCCGAACGUUUUGACACUGAGGUAAACAAGAAUGAUGCUUUUGUAGACGACUCUUUGAUGAUUCAAGGUCCACCAAUGGAAGAAGAUCAACUUGAUUCUCAGUUGAGGGUUGGUGUAGGUAUGGUUCCUGAAAUAGAAACUACUCGAUACGAAAAUGGCAAAGCAGGAAAUUUACAAAAGGCUGCUUCUGUUCCAUAUGAACCGGAUGACCUUUACAUGAUGCUUGGACGUGAUUCAGCUGACAUAGAUGCCGUCGCUUCUCGGACUCCAGAAAUUGACUACGAAAUGAAUGUAUUAUCCGCUGAAGCAAAUAGUAGACAUUCGGAUAUCACAACAACCGGUGCUGAUGACAAGGAUACUAAUGGUAAAACAGAUGGAAGUUCCAAAGGGAAACUUCCGAAUAAAGAAUCUCGAUCUAGAGUUCCGAACCGAUCACUUGUUAAGAGCAAAUCAGACAUGUCAUCAAAGAUCAGGAAACCACCAGCCGGAAGCAGAACCGCAGUCUGGAAAUCUAGAUUUGAUCAGGAAGACGAGAUUCGAAAGAAAAUCGAGGAGUUACGGAUUCAGCGCCAGAAGAGGAUCGCGGAGAGAAGUGCAGCUAAUGGUUUUAACUCGGUUACUUCCGUGAGAAACUCCAUGGAAAAUAAAGCCUCCUCAACUCCUAUGAAGAAUCAACCCGAGACUCAGGAGACUAAGAAAGUACCAAAGCCAGUUCUAAGACGUUCCACUAUCGAACGCCUUGCAACUGCUCAGAACACUCCGAAGGUCUCAUCAGCUGAAUCGAGACCAAACCAGCCGAAAAAGUCGACAUUGAAGGACAGUGGUUCUUCGAAAACCGGGUCUCGGAAGACUAAAUCAAGCACAAACAAAGUAAAAGCUUCAGAUAAGAAAAGUGGCACAAAUAAAGCUCAUUCCAGUGACUCUGAUGCACUUGGAAAGGACUCGAAAGAGGUAACAGUCGCACCUGAAGCAACUCAACAAACUGCUAUGGUUGAUGAUUCCAAAGACAUCCAAGAGUUGCAGAGUACUACUUCGAUCGUAACACCUGAAGAAAAUGAAAUAUCUCAAAGCUCCAAGGGGAACCAUCUUAUUGAAGAUAAGAAAAGUGGCACAGAUAAAGCUCAUUCCAAUGACUCCGAUGCACAUGGAAAGGACUCAAAAGAGGUAACAGUCGCACCCGAAGCAACUCAGCAAACUGCUAUUGUCGAUGAUUCCGAAGACAUCCAAGAGUUGCAGAGUACUACAUCGAUCGUAACACCCGAAGAAAAUGAAAUUUCUCAAAGCUCCAAGGGGAACCAUCUUACUGAAGAUGACAAGCCAGUGCAAUUAGAUCAUGUAAAUGCAGAAGAUUGUAAUGAAGAUAUUCCUGAGAUUAUCACAGUUGAUCCCGUGCCACCAUCGCCUAACAAAAACGUGACAUUUCCGACUGUAAAUGCCGAAAUGAACAGAAAAAUGAAUGAAAAAGAUGAGUCACCUAGGAUUAUUUCUGAAAUAGAGAUCAUCUCGACUCCGCCCCCGCCGAAUGAAGUAAUGGAGAUGGAACCUGCCAUGCACUCCAGGAAGAAAUGGAACACCAGUCAAAACUCUCCCAAAGCAGCCAAAGGGUUUAAAAAGCUGCUUUUCUUCGGAAGAAAAACAAGAAACCCCCAUACUUAAAUUGAUACCACAGCCAUAGUUAAUUCUUGCUAGCAGCUUUGUGUAACGUUGUGUUCCAUGGGAAGAU
Messenger RNA from Hibiscus syriacus, 3809 nucleotides. RefSeq names its product COP1-interacting protein 7-like. The coding region runs from base 125 to 3742 and encodes 1205 amino acids. Gene Ontology annotation, biological process: response to light stimulus; positive regulation of DNA-templated transcription. The transcript is spliced from 9 exons. The record is from RefSeq and is a predicted model, not a curated record. NCBI's taxonomy places the organism in Eukaryota, Viridiplantae, Streptophyta, Magnoliopsida, Malvales, Malvaceae.